CCCCCCCCCCCCCCCGUGGUUACUUGGACCUCAUUUCACUAUUUUUGUGAUCACAAACCUAUUUGAGAUCCACUGAAAUAAUUCUUAUUUGUUUUUAUGCCAGUCCAUUAUUACCUGUUGAUAACACACAGAUAACGAUUUGUUUAUACUUUAUGUUUAUUUAAGUUAUUAAUUAUUGUUUUUGAAAUGGGUUCGGAGAGCCCAAAAACGGUCACCAACGAAGAAACGUUUGAUGAGAACAGUUUGGCUGAGGCCAAUGCCAAAGAACAGUACAAAGAAAUGAAAAGAAAAUUGAGACUUUUGGUCUAUGAAAAUGAAAUCUUUCAACAGACCCUGAAGACCACCCAACGGAAACUCCUGAGGGCUUCUCGAGAUAAAAAUGCUCUACUAGAUAGGCUAAUAAAGUAUGAAAUGGUGGAUCUCAGUAGUAGCGAUGAUGAACUGACUGAAUCAUCGGACGAAGGCGAUUCUAUCAAACCAGAACCUAAUAAGAAGCGAAAAGAUCCACCGGCAAACAACUCUUCUGGUGGAACUAGUAAACAAUCUAUCAGUCCCCAAAGGACAACUCCAAAUCCAGCCAAAAAACGAAAACCUUCUACUCCAAAAGCUUCAAAGUCGGCACCAAUGCCACUUCAAUCGAAUGAGCCUCAUUCUAACAGUGUAUUGUCAACAGCUGAAAGCAGUAAAAAAAUGGGCGAACCAAAGUCAGGCAACAAUUUUGGUCAACACAGUUUAAAAACAGAAAUGUUUAAUGACACUUUUUCAGUAAAGAGUGAAUCAAACAGUAUGUAUGACAUAGACACAUCACCUAACAACACUGCUGAGGACAUGAUCAGUGUCGAUAGUAUUGGAAAAUAAUUUACCCAAAAAAUUCAUUUUUUUGUGAACUUAUAUUUUAAUGUUUAAUAUUGUACAUUACAUCUGUAACAACAUGUGUAUAUAGGUUGUAUAAAAUAAAUGUAAUUUUAAAAUGUAAA
Myzus persicae (green peach aphid) is the source of this 977-nucleotide messenger RNA. Its product is annotated as INO80 complex subunit E-like. Gene Ontology annotation, biological process: chromatin remodeling. NCBI's taxonomy places the organism in Eukaryota, Metazoa, Arthropoda, Insecta, Hemiptera, Aphididae. The record is from RefSeq and is a predicted model, not a curated record. The coding region runs from base 187 to 858 and encodes 223 amino acids. The transcript is spliced from 5 exons. Gene Ontology annotation, cellular component: nucleus; Ino80 complex.